UUUGUCCCCCGGAAGUGUUUCUCCUUAUCCAACGAGGUCAUAAUGGCGGCUCGCUGCAUGUGAAGGGGUCGAAACAAGAGCCGGCUUAAUGAGUGGAGAACAUGUAUAAAACGCCAUGUUGCAGACUGUCAGGUUUGGUUGGUCUAAGUGUGAAACAGAAAUUAGUCCUAAAUGUUCCUCAAUGUAACCAGAGUGCUCGCAACCUCAUUCAGCUGCACAGAAGGGAUCCAUCAAACUGGCUGACGUACCAGCACCUGAUCUUCCUGAAACGCCAGUAUGUAACAAAGAACAACAAUGAGCUUCACCAACGUGCCAUCCCGAAGCAGGCUCCCGCCCUGACCAUAGUGAAUGAGAGGGAAGACACCAUUGAAAGACAGGUGCAGAGAAUACUAACUAUUGAUCCUGUGGACAGACAUACUGUGUCACAGCCAGAGGAUGUCAACAGUGAAGCACAGCCUGGAAUAUCCACCUUGAAGCCCGUUACAGAAGAUGCAGCAGAACAGAGAGAUUCUGUGUCCGGUACAGUUGGGACAUCCCAUGAGACUCCCCAUGUCCACGUGGAGACGGAUAAAGCAAAGGAGGAACGUCUAGACAGACAGUGGAAGCAGGUCAAGGUCAAUGUGGCUGACUUGCCGGAUGUCUACGCCAAGCUAGCCAAAAUCAAACUCACAGCGCUGGUGGUUACGAGUGCAGUGGCCGGCUUCGCCAUGGCUCCAGUGCCAUUUGACCCUCUGCUCUUCUUCGUGUCCUCUCUGGGAAUAGGCCUCGCCUCUUGUACUGCCAACACAAUCAACCAGUACUUUGAGGUGCCCUUCGACUCCAACAUGAAUCGUACCAAGAACCGACCACUCGUCAGAGGACAAAUCAGCCCCCUCCAUGCGGUGUCCUUUGCUCUGGGCUGUGGAAUUCCCGGAGUGGCCCUGCUCACGCUGGCCGUUAACCCCCUGACGGGCUUCCUGGGGGCCCUCAACAUCUUCCUCUACACCUGUUGCUACACUCCGCUCAAGAGGCUCAGCAUCACCAACACCUGGGUGGGAGCGGUGGUGGGGGCCCUCCCCCCCGUCAUGGGCUGGACGGCUGCUACGGGGUGUCUGGGCCAAGGUGCUCUGUUGAUGGGUGGUUUCCUGUACUGCUGGCAAUUCCCUCACUUCAACGCGCUCAGCUGGAACCUGAGGGAGGACUACUCCCGCGGCGGCUACAGAAUGAUGUCCGUCACCCACCCCAGCAUGUGCAAGCGGGUGGCCCUGCGCCACAGCUUGGGCCUCAUCGGCCUCUCCACCUUGGCCCCGGUGCUGGACGUCACCACCUGGACCUUCCCCAUCAUCUCCCUGCCCAUCAACCUGUACAUCAGCUACCUGGCCUUCCGCUUCUACCGCGAGGGCGACCGCGGCAGCGCCCGCAAGCUGUUCUUCUGCAGCCUGUGGCACCUGCCCAUGCUGCUGCUGCUGGCCUUCACCUGCAAGAAGCCCCGCAGAGACCCCGAGGAACCCCCCGCAGCCUCUUUAGCCCUCGCUCUGCAAAGCUCACUGCCUUCCUAAACACUUCUUAGACCUCUGAGAGCUUUUAUUUUUACUGAGAUGCUCCCUCAGUGUCUUCAACCACUCGUGCUCAGAGGGGUCUGCAUAAUAGACACAUUAUUUUAUCCGUGUGCUUUAAGGUGGUCACUGCAGAUCAGCAAAUGAGCUGGAAAUGAUUUGGAUCAAAAAUAUCUGAUUUACAGAAAACACACAUCAGUUUGUUGUCAUUUCAAAUGCGUGUGUGUACUGUAUAUAUUCUGUAUUUAUUUAUAUUGGGGUUCCUCUCCAUGUUGUACAUGACUGAUGUUCAAUUUAUUGUACAGUGACUGUAAAUCGCUCCUAUGGAUCCACACAGGGUUCACUGUCUGCAUUGCACAAAUGCAAAAUAGAAGAAGAGGAUAUUUAAAGGACGUGAAGACAUCAUGGUGAUCACAGGAUCUCUGUUGGAGUUCUCAGUCAAUGUUUAAAAAUAAGAGAAAAAUAUAAACUAUAUGAAGCAGCUAUGACAAUGCACCUGAUAUCUAUUCAUUGUGUUUUCACUUUCUAUCAUUCUUUGAGAUGCCUCUUUGUAUUUCGCUUCUCAGCAAAAGCACUGAUGUGUCUUCAUUUUUUCUCAUUAUGGUUUAAUUACAAAACGAAGGGAAUAUCUAACCCCUGUACACAAGGGCAAAUGUUCUCUUACAAUAAAUGCCUCAUGAUUGUUA
Molecule: messenger RNA, 2221 nt
Organism: Trematomus bernacchii (emerald rockcod)
Lineage: Eukaryota; Metazoa; Chordata; Actinopteri; Perciformes; Nototheniidae
Gene: cox10
Product: protoheme IX farnesyltransferase, mitochondrial
Exons: 7
Coding region: 102-1538 (478 amino acids)
Biological process (GO): heme biosynthetic process
Cellular component (GO): mitochondrial membrane; mitochondrion
Molecular function (GO): protoheme IX farnesyltransferase activity
Source: RefSeq, a predicted model, not a curated record